AGUUUUUUACUGUGACAUUUUGACUGUCGCCAUAUUUACGAUAUUUACCAACAACACGGCAUCUUGAAACUUUGUUUUUUGGUUCAUGGAUGAUCGAUCGAUUCCAACGCUAGAAUAUCAGAUAAUAAAACCUCUUUAUAAUGACACGGCACGCUCGAAAUUGCACAGCAGGAGCUGUCUACACCUACCAUGAAAAGAAGAAAGAUGCAGAAACAUCUGGCUAUGGUACAAAUCAUCGACGUAUUGGCAAAGAUUCAGUCAAGAGCUUCGAUUGCUGCUCUCUGUCCCUUCAACCGUGUCUCAAUCCGGUUAUAACCAAAGACGGCUAUUUGUUUGACAAGGAAUCCAUUCUGCAGUACAUCAUCACAAAGAAAAAUGAGUACAGCCGAAAAUUGAAAGAAUACGAAAGACAGAAGCGUAUGGAGGAUUCAGAAGUAGCUGAUAAUAAUGCAGCUGAGGAGCAAAAGAAAUUGCAAAGAUUCAUUAACACUGAACACAACAUUGUCGGAUCGCUAUUGAACCAACCCGGAACAAGUAGCAGUGUAUCGGCUAUAUCUAACAUGACAAAUGGCAAAGAAAAAGAACUACCAAGCUUCUGGGUACCGAGCCAAACUCCUGCUGCCAAAAUAAACAAAUCCGAGAAACCCGAUCCCACCAUUCUCUGUCCAGUAUCCGGUAAACCGUUGAAGGCUAAGGAUCUCAUCGACGUUAAAUUUACUCUGGUCAAAGAUCCGGACGAUAAAAAAUCACUAAUUGUCAAGGACAAUCGUUACAUGUGCGCAGUAACUCACGACAUUCUGAGUAAUUCCGUACCGUGUGUUGUUUUGAGACCCACCGGCGAUGUGGUUACACUUGAAUGUUACGAGAAAUUGAUCAAGAAGGACAUGCUCCACCCGUUAAACAAUCAGAAAUUGAAGGAAAAGGACAUCAUUUUCAUGGAACGGGGUGGAACUGGUUACUCAACAACAAAUGAAUCGUUGGAGGGCAAAGAAAAGAGGCCAGCAUUACAGGUGUAAUUUUGAUUUCGAAUUUAUUUACAAAUAAAAAUAAUGUUUUUUGAAUCAUAUUCGGCCUUGUUUCGUCUUUGAUACAUCUGUAGCAAUGAUUUAAAAAGAGUAGAGUCAAGACUCUGAAGUCAAAGUA
Messenger RNA from Bradysia coprophila, 1143 nucleotides. RefSeq names its product nitric oxide synthase-interacting protein homolog. Gene Ontology annotation, molecular function: ubiquitin protein ligase activity. NCBI's taxonomy places the organism in Eukaryota, Metazoa, Arthropoda, Insecta, Diptera, Sciaridae. Gene Ontology annotation, cellular component: nucleus. The record is from RefSeq and is a predicted model, not a curated record.